Molecule: messenger RNA, 714 nt
Organism: Cricetulus griseus (Chinese hamster)
Lineage: Eukaryota; Metazoa; Chordata; Mammalia; Rodentia; Cricetidae
Source: RefSeq, a predicted model, not a curated record
AUGGAGAGCCUCAGUGAACUGCAGAACCCACUGCUGCCGCGGAGCCCCGCCCACCUCCACAGCCCCUACCCCUACCCGGAGGCCCCGUCCAGCUGGUCCUGCCAAGAGAAGCUUUAUAACUACCUCCUAGGAGGUGCUGGUCCCGCUCACACCCACCAGCUCCUGGACCCAGGGUCCCUGCAGCUGGCUGUGGAGGCCUGGUAUCGGCCUAGCUGCCUCCUGGGGAAGGACAAGAUCAAAGAGCCCAAAACAGGCAGCUGUGAGACCAGCUUCACCGAAGCCAGGGAGCCUCCAGUGGGCCCCGCAGAACAGGGCUCAGAACCUGGUCAAACUGAGGAGGAUGUCACCAUCCACACUGUGUCCUAUGGGGUUCAAGAGGAGCUGCAGGGCCAGGAGGACAGCCAGGAGGAGGAGAGUGAUGCAACCUCGACAGAGAGUGAAAACGAAGACACCUUCCUCACCCUGCCUCCCAGGGACCACUUGGGGCUCACUCUGUUUUCCAUGCUCUGCUGCUUCUGGCCUCUGGGCAUUGCUGCCUUCUACUUCUCCCAGGGGACCAGCAAGGCUAUCUCCAAAGGGGACUUCCGCCUGGCCACCACCACCUCCCGCCGGGCGCUCUUCCUGGCCACACUCUCUAUCGCUGUGGGGGCCGGUCUCUAUGUGGCUGUAGUGGUGGCUCUGGCUGCUUACAUGUCCCAGAAUGGCCAUGGCUAA